UCACCUCUUCUCCAAAACCCCCAUUUCUCACAAAUAUUACAUUGACUAGCAAUUUGUGCUUUCUCGGGAGACUCGAAUCAUCAUUUCAGUUCGAUUCGUAGGAAAAUGGCGUUUUUGCUCAACAAAACAGCAUUAUCUAAGCUUCGACUCAAUCCUCAGAAAACUGAUGAAUCUUUGAUGCUAUCACGACGUGGGAUCCAUAUCGAACCUGGGGCUCGCGAGAAGGCUCUCUUGGCAGCGGAUCCCUCCUUGAAACGCUUUAAAUCACAUAAACAGAGUGUGCGAACCCUCAAAAGGGUGGGAGAUGUUCUAACUAUUGUUGUAGUAGCAGGAUGUUGCUAUGAGAUAUAUGUGAGAGCUGUUAUGCGGGAAGAAGAAAGGAAACAGGCUGAAGGAAGCGCAUAAUGCAGAUCAUUCUGUUUUUGCAUAUCUUCAUUGCUGUUAUUCUUCGAAACAUGGAGAGAAUGGGAUAAUGAAGGUUGAUAUCUUGAUACUAAGUACAUGAAGUGUUUUAACUUUUGUUUGGGUUGGUGGUAUGAAAAUAAGAUGGCUCCAAACAGCUGAGGCUGCAUUCAACGCCAAGAACAUUGCAUGCAAUUUUUGGCUUUAAUUUAACUUAAUGUUUGAAUGCUCUAGAAUGUAUGUGAUGCCUGGUGAGAUUUCUCACCUUCAAUUAUGAUGCUUUCACUUGA
This is a messenger RNA of Lycium barbarum (goji berry), 692 nucleotides long. RefSeq names its product succinate dehydrogenase subunit 7A, mitochondrial-like. The transcript has 4 exons. NCBI's taxonomy places the organism in Eukaryota, Viridiplantae, Streptophyta, Magnoliopsida, Solanales, Solanaceae. The record is from RefSeq and is a predicted model, not a curated record. The coding region runs from base 106 to 405 and encodes 99 amino acids.